Molecule: messenger RNA, 3525 nt
Organism: Cyprinodon variegatus (sheepshead minnow)
Lineage: Eukaryota; Metazoa; Chordata; Actinopteri; Cyprinodontiformes; Cyprinodontidae
Gene: ptk7b
Product: inactive tyrosine-protein kinase 7-like
Exons: 11
Coding region: 16-1752 (578 amino acids)
Biological process (GO): protein phosphorylation; cell surface receptor protein tyrosine kinase signaling pathway; positive regulation of kinase activity
Cellular component (GO): signaling receptor complex
Molecular function (GO): transmembrane receptor protein tyrosine kinase activity; ATP binding
Source: RefSeq, a predicted model, not a curated record
UGUUAACCACAUGUAAUGUUUCUUGGACUUUCAGAGAAGCUGAAGUUCACACCCACCCCCCAGCCUUCCCAGUGCCUGGAGCUGGAUGAGGAGAUCAUCAUCCAGUGCUCCGCCAAGGGCAAAGAGGUCCCCACAAUCCGCUGGACCAAAGCAGAUGGAGGAGAGCUACCCCCGCACCUGGAUCAGAGGAACGGCCAGCUCCGCUUCGCCAAAGUCACUCGUAGCGACGCUGGCAACUACACCUGCAUUGCCUCCAACAGCCUGCAGGGGGAGAUCAGAGCCCUGGUCACCCUCACUGUGGCAGUGUACGUUCGCUUCAAGGUGGAGCCAGAGAACACCACUGUCUACCAGGGACACACUGCUGUUUUGCACUGCCAGGCCAGCGGGGAUCCUGAGCCUCACAUCCACUGGAUGGUGAAAGACAAGACCCUGGAUAUCACUAAGAACGGCAGAAUCCAGAAGAUGCCCAACGGCUCGCUGAUAAUAAGAGAAGUCACCACUGAGGACACGGGUCGCUACACAUGUGUGGCUGGGAACAGCUGCAGCAUCAAAGACCGUGUGGCUCAGCUCUACGUAGUGGACAAAUUAUUUCCCCUCCAUCACGAGGACAACGACGAUGACAAGGCUGCUUAUAAGAUGAUCCAAACCAUCGGGUUGUCCGUGGGGGCAGCGGUGGCCUACAUCAUUGUGGUGCUGGGACUCAUGUUCUACUGCAAAAAGAGACGCAACGCCAAGAGACUGCAGAAGAACCAGGAUGGAGAGGAGCCUGAGAUGGAGUGUCUUAAUGGAGGUGCUGUUCAGCAGAAUGGCCACACCACGGCUGAGAUCCAGGAGGAAGUGGCGCUCACCAACGUGGGUACCGUCACUGCAACCGAGAAGCGGCACAGCCACGCCAGCGAUAAGCUCCACUUCCCUCGUGCAAACCUCCAAACCAUCACAACACUUGGUAAAGGCGAGUUCGGCGAGGUGCUGCUGUCCAAAGCUAAAGGCAUUGAAGAAAAUGACGCUGAGACGGUGGUUCUGGUGAAGUGUCUGCAGUCCAGAGACGAGCAGCUGCAGAGCGACUUCAGACGUGAAGCUGAAAUGUUCGGCAAGCUGAACCACCCUAAUGUGGUUCGCCUGCUGGGCGUCUGCAGAGAGGCUGAGCCGCACUACAUGAUCCUGGAGUACUAUGACCUGGGUGAUCUAAAGCAGUUCCUAAAAAUAUCAAAAAGCAAAGACGAUAAAGCGAAGCCUCAGACAAUCAGCACCAAGACCAAGGUGUCCCUCUGUGCCCAGGUGGCUCGCGGCAUGGAGCAUCUGUCCAAUCACCGCUUUGUUCACAAGGACCUGGCUGCCAGAAACUGUCUGAUCAACAGUCAGAGGAGGGUCAAGGUGUCUUCGCUCAGCCUGAGCAAGGAUGUCUACAACAGUGAGUACUACCACUACAGGCAGGCGUGGAUCCCUUUGCGCUGGCUGCCAACAGAGUCUGUGUUCGAGGAUGAAUACUCCACCAAGUCGGACGUGUGGGCCUUCGGAGUGCUGAUGUGGGAAGUUUUCAGUCUGGGUGAAAUGCCGCACAGCAAACUGAGUGACGACGAGGUCCUGGAAGGUCUGAAGAUGGGAAAACUGAAGCUUCCUGCUCCGGAUGGAUGCCCCUCUAAAAUCUACAAGCUCAUGGUCCGCUGCUGGAUGCCGAGCCUCAAAGAGCGUCCCUCUUUCACCGACAUCGUCCACGCCCUGGGAGAUCAGCCCUCUGACAGCAAAGUCUGAGAGGACCUGCUGCCACCACAGGAGGGAAAAAGAACUUUGAACCAUUCUUCCCUCUGAAGUAUACAUGCUGGAUUACUAGUCUCACUCAUUUCAGGGACGAGGGUUGAAGAGAGAACACGUUUUUUAAAUUUCAGUUGAUGGUGUGAACUUGACUUAAAGUCUGAGACUGCAGCUGCUCAGACCUCAGUGCCUCAACACCAUUUUAUAAUCUCACCUUAGCUCUCUGCUGCCACCCUGUGGGGAUGGUAGGAACAGCGCUCUGCUCUGAUCGGUGCGGAUUUCUCCUGAAACUAAGAUGGUCUGUGGAAUGAGAUCUGGCUCUAUCAAUUUAAGAUUAUUCAUCUUAAGAGGUUUCCUACACAGGCUGGAAAAAUACUUGUAUUUCAAGACUUCAUCUCUGCUGUCUGGAUGCAUCCUUUUGUCUUCCCUUCUUCGCUCAUUUCCUUUCCUCCUGUCCUUUCUUGUUUCCUCAUUUUCCAGGUUUAUUUCUCCUUCAGUAUUUCUUUCUUUCCAUGUCUUCCUUUGUUCCAUCCUAAUUUCUUUCCUCUACAUUCAUUUCUUCCUUCUGUCCCAUCAUCUUUGUCCUUCCUACAUUCUUCCCUGGCACUCUUUGCUCUUUCCUUCAAACCUGUGUUCAUCCCUUGCCUCCUUAUCUCCUCCCACAUUUCUUCCUUAUUCCCUCAUCCUUCCCUCCUGUCUUUUUGUCCUCGUUUCAUUCUUCCCUUCCUUUCCUACCGUCCAGUUUAAAUCCUGCCCUACUCUAUAAAUAUCCGCCAUCAGUUCAAAAUGAAUGUGUUUCAUAUUUUAAAAUAACCUCAAAGGAGUUAGGAAGGCUCGGUCUUGGAAAGUUUUUUUCAGAAAUCACGUGUAGGAUUCCUGUCCUCAAUAUUUGCUCCUUCAACCUUUGAGUGGACUUGUACUAAUGCCAAACUCUUUCAAAAACAUGCGGCUGAAAGAAGAGACCUAAAAAGGUUUUGCAUGAAGGUUCACAGUCUGUUACACUUCUGAUAUAAAACAUAAUCUGGUUAUACUUCAGGAAUAAAUUGUAAAAAAAAGUUUUUUUCUAGCCAAGAAUUUAUAUUGAAAGGAUGAGUGAAUAUUGUGUUAACUUCAAGGUGCUUAUUUUGUCACAGUUGCAGGGAUUAAACCUAUCACCAUGUUAAUUGUGCAACAGAACAUCAAUAGAGGUCCAAUCACAUUUUUAAAAUCUUCGACCAUCAGACAAAGUGUACAUAAUGUAGAAGCCAUGCACUAACUUCACUUAAAAAUACCACCUUUCUCUGUAUAGAAGGAUGCACAGGUACCUGUUUAUUUAUGAUGAAGGUCCUGUUUUUUAUUUUAUUUUUUUUUAACUGUUUGUAAUUGGUACUUAACUUUACUAUGCUGUUUUUAUGUUACCUGCUCCAUCUCAGUAUAUAUUCAGUCUGCAUCCUAACUGAAUAUCCUAACAGUCGGUAUAAGGAGGUCAAAAACAUGGCUACAGAUCGCCUGGACUCAUCUAAGUGCCUAGUAAAUGAAGGAUUAUCCUAACAUUACCCCUUUUUUACAUUAUCUAAUCAAAGGCAAAGACGUUUAUCAGCUUGUUUUUUUUAUCUUUUUGGUGUAAUUUGUUUUUUUGUUUUUAUAAAUGCUAGGCACUCAGACCUAGACCUCCUUUUUUAUUCGUCUUUCUUUUUUUUUCUUUUUUUUAUCAGCUUGAGCAAAUGUUAACCCUAAUCAGAUAUAUUCAGAACUAUACAUGCUGCUGUCAAUAAAGGUGCACAGUGUUUUUAA